AUGAAGACCUUUACUUUUUUGGCUUUGUUUGGCUUUGUACUGGCUGUUGGCUUUUCAGUCGCAGUAACUGAAAGAGAGUUGGCUGACAUAGCAGAUGAAUUUGAAGCAGAAAAACUUCGAGGUGAAGAAUACAUGACAGAGAACGAUGGAGAGUUCGAUGAGGAAGACCUAGAGGACGAUGAUGAGGCAAUUUCCAGAAGUAAAAACGAUAUGGUAACUGAACACGAGGAGUUUGAAGAAGGAGCAUUCGACAAUGAUGAUGACAGAGACGAAGUUAGUGACGAAGAUGACGUAGGAGUAAUAGAAAAAUCAGCUGAUCCUUUUCGCUUUAGACGCCGGUUCAGACGGCUUAGACGGCUUAGACGGCUUAGAAGGUUCAGAGGGCGUACAGGCAUUCGACCUCGGUUUCGUCGUAGAUUUCGCGGUUAACGAAAAUGACGGAAUGAACAAAGGUCUGGUGAAGGUCUUGAUCAAUACCCUGCUUGAAAAUGCAAGGAGAUCUUAAGACCACUCGUGAUAAGACAGCUUGUUCUACUUCUGAAAUAUAAUGAGAAGAAAAAGUUGUGAUUUGCUUCAAAUUCGCGUCAAUGAAAAUAAAGAACGUUCACCAA
Molecule: messenger RNA, 611 nt
Organism: Stylophora pistillata
Lineage: Eukaryota; Metazoa; Cnidaria; Anthozoa; Scleractinia; Pocilloporidae
Source: RefSeq, a predicted model, not a curated record